This is a messenger RNA of Gossypium arboreum, 312 nucleotides long. RefSeq lists its product as uncharacterized. The record is from RefSeq and is a predicted model, not a curated record. The transcript is spliced from 2 exons. The coding region runs from base 1 to 312 and encodes 103 amino acids. NCBI's taxonomy places the organism in Eukaryota, Viridiplantae, Streptophyta, Magnoliopsida, Malvales, Malvaceae. Gene Ontology annotation, molecular function: endo-1,3(4)-beta-glucanase activity.
AUGGUGCAUGUUAAGGAAGGAGAUAAUCUAUAUGGAGAAGAAUUCACUAGAGAGAACAGAGUUGUAGGUGUUUUGUGGGCCAACAAGAGGGACAGUGGUCUUUGGUUUGCCUCUCCUACAGCUUGUGAACUGGACAUUGCCAGCACUGGAAAGGGGGAAAGUGUAGGAGACGGAUGGAAAGGGUUUGUAUAUGCCUUGGAAGCAAUUUAUGACAGUGAGAGUGCUUUGAAGAAGAUAAGGAACCUGUCUGGUCAUGAUAAUGGGAAUUCACUUACUAAUCUCUUGUGGUGGGUUUAUAGCAGAGGUGAUUAA